AUAUCUUUCGUUGAUGCAAACUUCUGGACGAGGUAUUGGAACAUCCAAGAAGGUUUUACAGCCCUUUUGGCUCCAAGUACCUCACCAAAAGCCUUCAAAAAUGUCAUUGUGAUUUAAAUUUGCAGUUUCAAAAGUACUUGUCUGUAAAAAUGUCAUGGAAAAGCGGAACAGAAGCAGUCGUUGACAUACUUUGCCGGGUCCCCCCUCUGUUGGUUCUCGAUAGAAUAUUCAGUUUUCGAUUCGAAGAGGAUGUGUGGCAACAAGCAUGUUUCCAGGAACAGGCACUAUGGAUGCUUCUGUUGUUUGUUUUGGGAGUUGGAAUGAUGGUCCUGUUUUGCUUGCCGCUGCAACAGCUCCAAGAGGCAUACAGCUAUGUGAUGUCAUUUGGCCUUCUAGUUUUGUCUCACUGGUGGAGUACUCGCAUCAUAGCACCUGGCAGUACAGCUUUCUCUCUCAACCUUAACUACAACUCCAGCGGCAGUCCACAUCCUCUUGCAGAUGACCCAAGCACGUUGAUGGCUAGUGCUGUGGUUCAGAUUUCACUAGCACAGCUAUUCAUCGCUCUUCGCACUAGCCGUCCAUCCUAUCAGCAAGUACAAAACAACAACAGCAUGGCCAUGCUAGUGCAACUUCUCCUGUAUUUGUCAUUCACUCUUCCCCUUACCCAUGCAGUUCUUCAUCGCUUCCUACCAGACUCCAUUCCACUCACACUUCUUCUUUCCAGUCUUCUCCCUUUUCUGCUCCUAGUAGCUGAUCUAAUAAAGGCAUUUGCUGUGUGGCUGUUGGAGCUUCCUUGUGUUUACUAUACUGAGCUAACAACACUGCAAGCCAUUGGCUUCACCGAGUACCUCAGCAAUCACUGGAUUCGUCUGCAAGUGCCAAAUGUGCUCAGGAUGUUGUUUGUAGUAAGGCUGGCAGGUUUGACUGUGGGCUACGUGCAGGAAUCAGUGUACAUGCACUUUAUGAAGACAGCCUCCAUAGAUCUGACCCAGUGGGAAGUGAAUUGGGAACUAGUUGCACACUUAAUGGCUAGGAGCUGUGAGACUUGCAUUUCCUUGCUGGGAUUUUCUGCUAUGCUGUCUUUGGCCACAUCAUACUUAGGAAUGGUUGUGGCAUGGCUUUUGGGUUCCGAUACUGAUGAAGAUCGUAACAUAGGCACAAUCUCAGCAGUCCUGUUUUUCAUCUUAGCACUACAGACAGGUCUUACUGGCAUGGAUGAAGGCAAGCGACUUGUUCGACUGUACCGAAACUUUUGCCUUCUGUCCACUGCCAUUCUUCAUUUUAUGCAUGGGAUGGUAAAUCCAUUGCUUAUGUCUGCAUGUGCCUCGCAUUCAACUGUGUUGUCAAACCAUGUUCGGCCUUUGGUCAUGUGUUUACUGCUGGUGGUUUGCCCAACUUGGCUGCUGGUGUACCUUUGGCAGCAUCAUCAUCUCAGCACCUGGCUUCUUGCUGUGUCUGCUUUCUGUGUGGAAAUUGUCAUCAAGGUAAUUGUAAGUGUAACAGUGUAUACUCUGUUUAUGAUUGAUGCCUACAAAGAGACCUUCUGGGGUAAGCUGGAUGAGUAUGUGUACAUUGUACAAUCCACUGGCAGCACCAUAGAGUUUCUUUUUGGCAUCUUCCUUUUCUGCAAUGGAGCAUGGAUCAUGCUGUUUGAACAAGGAGGAACAAUCAGAGCAGUGAUGAUGUGCAUUCAUGCUUAUUUUAACAUCUGGCUUCAAGCCAAAGAAGGCUGGAAAAUCUUUGUCAAUAGACGAAAAGCAGUAGCACGCAUUGCUGCACUAGAAAUAGCUACUCAAGAACAGCUAGAUGCCCAUGGAGAUGUAUGUGCCAUCUGUUACCAAGAACUGACAUCUGCUCGAAUCACACGCUGUAAGCAUUUCUUCCAUGCUGUCUGCUUGAGAAAGUGGCUGUACUUACAAGAUCAUUGUCCUCUUUGCCAUACACUAAUAAAUGUAAACCCAGAAGAAAGUUCUAGUGAUGACAGUGAAGUGUUUGAGGUAGAGAAUGUUCAUGAGGAUGAUGAUGAAAUACAUGCAAAUGGUGUUCAAAAUCAUGUGCUUUUGCCACAACACCAUGUGCAUCAUUUAUAUUUGGAGCAUAAUGGUGUGCAUCAGAAUCAUAUGGAUGGCAUUCCACACCAGCGGUUGCAUCAGACUUUAUAAAAAUCCUGGAGUCAUAAAAUAACAAAGAUGUGGAAUUUGACAGUGAUAUGAGCAUAAACAUACCUAUACUUUUGUGCGAUGUUUUUGUUAUAAUUUUUAUUUCAAAUUAUGUUCAUGUGUUGUAUGAUUCAGGAGAGAUUAAAUUGCUGAAAUGUUUGUGUGGAUACACAUGCGAUAAGCUCAAGUCCUUACAUCGGAUAUAAUAAUGAGUUAUUACUGCUUGUGUGGCACUAGUAUCCUGAAGUAAGUUUCUUUCUUGUUUUAAACCAAAGUAUAAAAUUAAAAUAGCAGCUGCUAAAAUUUAAAACCAUAAUCAAUCACAUGAACACAGUAGAGUCUUAAUAGAUUGUUAAUAAUAUAUCAUUAUCAUUCUCAAACACCUCCUUUGCCAUCUGCAUAAUUUGUAAGGUAUAGACUGUUUGUGAUUAGGUUCUCUGCAAAAAAUUUCUUUUUGAGAAACAUUUAUAAAUUUAUUGGAUUUUGAGACAUGUUUUUUUAAGUUAUCAGUUAUAUGACUUGGUAACAAAAGAUAUUGAAAAUAGUGAUUAACACUUGAUGUUCAGUCAUUUAACCCUUAGAUUCAAGCUUUCUCCUUUCCAAAAAUGUAUAGGUUUCGUGGUCUGAUGUUUACCUGAGAGCAGCAAUAAUGAAAAACAAACUUAACCCACUGUUGUCUUCACAGGCUUUAGUUGUUAGCCAGUCUUUGUAAUACUUAUACUUUUAUGCAGUGCUAAGAGGGUUAAAAGUACAUCAUUUAAACGUCAAAUAAGACAAGAGAAAAUAAAUUGGUUUUUGUUUUGUCACGAUAGAAGAUUUUUCUUCUUUUAUCUCCUCAUAAGAUUCAGUACACACAGUGGUUGCGAAAAUGCAAUCUGAAGAGUUGAAAUCUGUAAGCUGCAUGCAGAUAACAAGAAAGCCAUAUAAAGAUGAAGCCUUCAUGCAGCAAAAGGCCAUCAUCAUUGAUGUACUGACAUUAAGCAUUGAUCUUUUGUUGAAAAAUACUGUCCAUAACAUUAAUCGCUGCUCCAGCAUCCACCGCCUAUUUGGUUGAAAAUUGUACAAUGAUUGGUGAAAAGUUUAUGAACAAGUUUUAUGUCAGACACCAUCAGAAUUACAUUUGGUUCUAGGUUAGGGAGUUCUAUUUUGUUUUGAAGGGGGUAUUUUUGACAAAGGGGCAUGGGCAGGAUGAUCAAAAAUCUUCUAUGAUGUGUCUGCUGACCAGAGCUAUGCUUUAAAGAGUAGUAGUAAUAAUAGUAAUUUUUUUAACCCUAUGUGCAAGUCUUUUUAUAAAGGCAUCACUUCACUAAGAAUGUUAGAUAACAUUUUGUAUAGAUAAGUACUUUGCAGUGGAAAGAAUUACUCAUUUUUUACAUAUGUAAAAAGAAAUACUAUUUCAUUUAAUUUCUCUGAAAUAUUCAGAAUGUGUUAUAUAGUUUAUUAUAAUGACUUCAUCUUUUUCAACUUGAAUCAGCUUGAACAGAUUUAUUCACAUCUGAAGGGAAAAGGUUUUGGCAGGACAUUCACUAAAAAUACACAAGUUUGACUUUAUUCAAUAGUUGAGAGUAAACCAUGAUCAAAAUUUAAAUUGGUUUGUGUAAUAUAUAUAGUUGUUAAUAUGUGAACUUCGUUUUCUUGGAUGAAAGUGAAAUCCCUAAACAAUAGACUGUCCUACCAAAUAAUGCUUUUUUUAUUAACAAAUAAAUGAUUGAUUUUAUUUUGUUAUCAACAGAGAUGAUAAUUGUUCAUGCUUAAAUUUUAAGGAAAUCUCACACAAAGUUGACUGCUGUUUUUUACAAUUAGAAGUUUAAUUUAUUGCUUGUAUCCUUAUUAAUUCUUCUUAACAUGAUUGUUCCUUUGUAGACUGUGUGGAAAGACUUCAUUCAUGAAAAUGUCUUACAUAUUUUUGUAAUGUACUGUAACAAAAAUAAAAACCUGUGAUAUGUGUAAGUACAUAGUAUUUUGUUAGAUGUACAUCUUGAAUUUGUGCUUAGUCUUAAAAUUACAGUUAUUCCUGAAUAAAUAUUUUUGACUUGUCUCAUUUUUGUCAGCAACCAAAAAAUAGGGCCAGUUUAGUCUGUAUAAACCAUUGGUGCCCAACCUGCACUGGACAUGGUCUAAAAUCUCGCAGGCCAGAACAUGGUGGUGUUGCCAGAAUCAUGACGUUAAAAAUGAAAUGAUGUUGUGUCUCGUUUAAGCAAGAGGGCAGAAUAAAGCACCUUUGCGGACCGCAUGUGGCCUACAUCCGUAGGUUGGGCACCCGUGAUAUAAACCAAAGCAAUAGCCCUUAAACUACGUGAGUGUCAAUGAAGGUUCAGAAUUAUGAAUGUUUUUUUCAAAAACAAAAGCAGAUUAAAUGAGAUACCCAGUAUAUAAAGCAGCUUAGUAAAAAAAAAUCACGUGAGCUUUAUGCUUCAAUAAUGGUACCUAUUGGAGUAGACAGCCAACUGGAAAUAAUCAUUUUCAAAAGGUUUGAGAAUUGGAUAUAAUUCCUUUUUUGUGUGUGUGUGUUCAUGUUUUUAGUGUUGUCAGACUUUUGCCCUGAAAUAUCAGAAGUACUUCACAUCUCUUCCAUAUGUUAAAACUCUUGAGAAUUGUUACUGAAUUUUCUCCACAGAAUAUUCUGAAUUUUAUUAAAUUUAAUGUAAACUGUUUUUAAAAGUCUGUAGCAUAAAACAUGCUCGUCUUUUGUCAGUUUUGUUAACUAACCCAGGCUGUGUUAAAUUACAAUUUAACUGUUUUGAUUCACUCACAAGAGUUAAUUAAAUUUAAAAGGAUGAUGAUAACGAUGCUAGUGAGCUAUGUAUGCAAACCAUGGUAACUCAUGCAUACUUGCAGCAUCAGGGAGAAACAGAGUUAGGUCAUCAUCAUGUGUAGUCAUGCUGUUGCAUAAUUGCCAUGAGUUCGCACAACUGGCUUGUGCAUGUGGUCUGUGUGAUUAUAUAUAUAUCUGUGCAUGGUCUUCAGAUAUUAGCACUGGGCAAAGACAUUACCUCAAACCCCAUCCCCUUCUACACCCACAUGCAUCCUUAUUGGAUAUGGACUAUUCUUUAUCUAGAGUUUCAUCAUUUGCUUCCAUUUGAUUAUUUUCCCCUUACCAUUUUUUUUUUCUUUGUGGGUGGUUAUUGACUUUCAAAAUUCUUACAUAGCAGUUGAUAGUCACUUUAAUGAUUCGUAGUGUAACAGUAAAUGUCAGAUGAAUGCAAAAACUAUUGUCAGUGGGUUUAGUUCAUUAAAAGUUACUAGUUCCCAGGUGUGAGCAAAAUAUUUUAUUCUAUUCAUGGCUCAUAAAUUACAAGCCUUUAAACAUUGCAAUUCUCAUCUGGGUUUUGCGGAUUGGGAUAAAGCCUCAUUAGUAUAUGCUUGAAGUUCUUGCAUUGGCUACAGCCUUCAGUGAAAUUUGAAGUACAAAUUUAGAUGAUUUCACAUGCUUUUUUUUUUAUUAAAAAAACCCAUUAGUAAUACAUUUUUGUUACAAAUAACACCUGUAUAUUCUCUUAACUUGCUUGUAAUGUUGAGCAUAAUUUCAUGUCUCGUGUUUGUCUUCAACUUCUGUUUAAACUUGUAACAGUUUAUUUGCCCAGACUUUUUAAAAUUAUAUUUGCAUUUCAGGUGUAUCAACCAAUCUGCCAGUCCUGUUGUGUUAUACUUUCAAAGGUUUGGUUACCAGUGUUUUCUGGCUCCUAAAACAAGAAUAAUGAGGCUAAAAUAAAAUUAAAUAACUCCUUCCCCCCAAAGACUAGCAAGAACAAACAAUAAAGUGUGUUAUGAGUGUAUGCAUGCACAUUUUCAUAGAAGAAACUAUAGCUAUUCUUAAGGAGAAUUAGCUGUAAAGUCAGUGAUUUUUCAUUACAGCAGCAAUUGUUUGAUCAGUCUUUUGAAAUAAAUCCUAUUGAGUGAAAUUCUGACCCCAUCAUGUUUAAAUGUAUUUUAAAUAUAAAGCAUGUUGAGAUGAAUUUAUUUAAAGCAGUGCUUACUUUCAUUUUCAUUUGAGUCCUUUUCCUUGAAUUCGUUUUUGAGUGACAACCUGUGUGUGGGUUGAGUUUUUAAACAUCUGGUGAAAGUGACGGUCUAGUUGCUGUAGGAGCAGGGAAGUGGUUUACUUUUUCUGAUGCCUUUUCCCUUAUAAAUCAAUUUUCCAUUUUCUGAGUGAAUAGUAAGACUUUCCCAGUCACAAACCCUCAAAAGAUCUCACAUAGAAAGGUGGAGCCAAAUCCUGUCCAUCCAGGUCAUUUCUCUGAAGUUAGACCCAAUCCUUUAUGCUCAUUCCAGUAAAACUUCCAUAUAAAUCUCCACUUAGUCUUUCUCUUAGAUGUUUAAUUUUAUAAUUCAUAGUAAAACAUACAAUUUUUCUCAUGUAAAACGUCAAAAUCUUCUAAUAGGCACUGGCAGCUGAGGUUAUGGAAUUGGUUUUUUCUAGUUAAUAUUAAAUAGUCAUUUGUACUAAAUGACAGAAAAAUUAGUGUGCAACAUAUAAAAUAUUGGAAAAUGUUUUUAUAGCAAGCCAUUUGUUUCUCAUUUCUGCUGCUACAACUAUUUCUUUUCUAGUUAAAUGACUACGAACAAAAUUCUGGUCAAAAUAUAACAAAAGGAUUCCUCUGAAUGGGAAUCAUUAUUCUUUAAUAGCAUUAUGCUGUUCAUAAACUUGUGGUGUUUGAAUAUUGAUGCUUAGUUAAAUGAACUUUUUUUUUUUUGAUCUCUGAUCAUCUGUAACUAUAAUUUAUCACUUUUCAGAGGUAAUGCAAAUAUUUGAAUUGUUAUUGUACAUUGCUACUUUUUUCAUUUGCCUUAUUUUGAUCAUCUUUCACUUAAGUUUCAAAGCUUAGUAAGAUAUAUGCUUAUAUUUAGGAGAAAAAUCUACUUUAUGACAUAAAUUACAAAUGUAUUCAAAAACUGGUUCUGUUGCAGUAACCAUAAAGAGUGGAGUUUCUUCAGACUAUAAACAUUUCCAUUUUA
This is a messenger RNA of Pomacea canaliculata, 7115 nucleotides long. Its product is annotated as E3 ubiquitin-protein ligase RNF139-like. The record is from RefSeq and is a predicted model, not a curated record. Gene Ontology annotation, cellular component: endomembrane system; endoplasmic reticulum. The transcript has 2 exons. The coding region runs from base 150 to 2162 and encodes 670 amino acids. Gene Ontology annotation, molecular function: ubiquitin protein ligase activity. Gene Ontology annotation, biological process: ERAD pathway. Lineage: Eukaryota; Metazoa; Mollusca; Gastropoda; Architaenioglossa; Ampullariidae.